AGUUUCUGUGUGAUGUGUUCUGCGUGACUCUACUGGGUGUUGUGAGAGGAGGUUAGUCAAGCUCAGAACUCCAAACAUGGAUUUACUCACCUAUGAUGACGUGCAUGUGAACUUCACUCAGGAAGAGUGGGCUUUGCUGGAUGCUUCUCAGAAGAGUCUCUACAAAGGUGUGAUGGUAGAGACCUAUAGGAAUCUCACAGCUAUAGGUUACAGUUGGGAAGAACAUACAAUUGAAGACCAUUUCCAAACUUCUAGAAGUCAUGGAAGGUAAUUUUCCUCUGCAAGCUGAUGAGAAAAUGCCUAUGAAGAAAGUUUAACGUGUGCUACAAGUAGUAAAGAAAACCAAUAGGGUACAAUAAGCACUGCUUUCAAUUAUGGAUGUUUACUGACUUUCAUAAAAUCAUAUAUGUCUAUGUCAAAUACGUAAUUAUUGUUUGCAAGGCAUUCCAUUAGUUCAAAGACAGAGAAAUAAUGGCUUAACAGGUAUGUUACUAUUUAAAUCAAGCUUAGUAGAGCCAUGCUGUACAAGUGCGAGUGUCUUCAGUCUCAUAUCGCUUAGCUAUUGCAAAAGGAACACACAGUGAUUAGGUGACAAGUAUAUGUCUAAAACCUAGUAAUAAGCAAAUAAUCCAUAGUAUAUCUGAGCUCAAUGAUAUACUUGUAAUAUCAUUGCUAAAUUUAGUGAGAUGGACAGUUCAUAAGAUUCAAAAAUGGUUUGGUGAUAAAACCUUAAUCGCUAUACUACAUCUCUAUGAGGAAAAAAGUCACGUGUGUGAAUGUAAUAUGGAACCUUUACACUUGUUAUUCUCUUUUAAUAUGGUUGUCAUACGUUACUAUGGAUACAGCCCUUGUGAGCAUAGGGGUAUUGAAAGAUGCCACAUACCUUUCACUUUUUCAGAACAACAAGAGGAUAUGCAGUAUAACAUACUUUGAGUGACAUUCUAAAUGUGCUGUAAGUUUAUAAGUACUUAGUUUCCCAACAUUAUUGGGGACAUUUUCCAACUCAAACUGCUGAAAAUCAUAAUUAGAAUUAGGGUAGUAGAAAUUAUAUUCUGUUUGCAUUUGUUCAUGUUCCAAAUGUAGUAUUACUCUCAUGAUAACAAAAUUUGUGAAUGCAAUCAGUGUGCAAAGACUUUGAGUUCUUCCUGUUUUUUUCAAAUAUGUGAAUAACCUUUUAUACAAAAAGUAUGCUAUAAAUGUGAGCCAGAUAAUCAAUACUGUUCCCAUUUCAUGUAUCCUCAAAGAUGUAAAACAAUCCAUAACGAGGAGAACACCUUUGAAUGCAAACAAAGGCAUAUUACAUUAACAUUAGAUUGCUCUUUUGAAUGAAGCCAAUUUUUAAAAGAAUUCAUACAGAUAAAAAGACUCAUCAGUAUAAUCAAUGCGAGAACAAUUUCACGUGUGCCAAUUGUAUUUGCAGGCAUGAAAGAAGUUCUUCUGCAGAGCAACACUCUGAGUUUAUUCAAUGUGGUAAAGCCUUUGCAUAUCAGUCAUAGUCAAAGGCAUGUAAGAAUACACAAUGGAGAGAAACACUGUGAGUGUAACCAAUGUGGUAAAGACUUUGGAACAAGGAGUGUCCUCCAAAGACUUAAACGAACACAUACAGGAGAGAAACCCUAUGAAUGUAACCACUGUGGUAAAGCCUUUGCAGAAAGCAGUACUCUCCAAAUCCAUAAGCGAAAACAUACAGGAGACGAACCAUAUGAAUGUAACCACUGUGUUAAAGCCUUUGCAAAAAUGAGUGAACUCCAAAUACAUAAACGAAUACAUACAGGAGAGAAACCCUAUGAAUGUAAGCAAUGUGGUAAAGCCUUUACACAAAGCAGUCAUCUCGGAAUCCAUAAGCGAACACAUACAGGAGAGAAACCCUAUGAAUGUAAACAAUGUGAUAAAGCUUUUGUAAGAAGGGGAGAACUCCAAAUCCAUAAGUGAACACAUACAGGAGAGAAACCCUAUGAAUGUAAGCAAUGUGGUAAAGCCUUUGCACAAAGCGGUACUCUCCAAAUCCAUAAGCGAACACAUACAGGAGAGAAACCCUAUGAAUGUAAACAAUGUGGUAAAGCCUUUGCACAAAGUGGUACUCUCCAAGUACAUGAGCGAACACAUACAGGAGAGAAACCCUUUGAAUGUAACCAAUGUGGUAAAGCCUUUGUACAAUGCAUUGCUCUCCGAAUACAUGAACGAACACAUACAGGAGAGAAACCCUAUGAAUGUAAACAAUGUGGUAAAGCCUUUGCACAUAGCAGUCAUCUCCGAAUACAUAAGCAAACACAUACAGGAGAGAAACCCUAUGAAUGUAAACAAUGUGGUAAAGCCUUUGCACAUAGCAGUACUCUCCAAAUACAUAAGCGAACACAUACAGGAGAGAAACCAUAAGAAUGUAAACAAUGUGGUAAAGCUUUUAAAAGAAGUGGUGACCUUCUAAUACAUAAGCGAACACAUACAUGAGAGAAACCCUGUGAAUGUAAGAAAUGUGGUAAAGUUUUUAUAAGAAGUGUUGACCUUCAAAUACAUAAGUGAAGACAUUAGGAGAUAAACCCUAUGAAUGUAAACAAUGUGGUAAAGCUUUGCAGAAAGCAGUACUCUCCAGAUACAUAAGCGAACACAUACAGGAGAGAGACCCUAUGAAUGUAACUAGUGUGGUAAAGCCUUUGCAGGAAGGAGUGACCUGCAAAGACAAAAGAUCAUACAGAAGAGAAAGUCUAUGAAGGCAUCUAAUGUUAUAAAGUCUUUGCAGCAAGCAUUGAUCUCCACGUAUAUAAAUGAACACAUACCAGAGAGGAACCUUUUAAAUGUAACCAACAUGGUAAAGCUUUUUCAAAAACCAAUAGUCUUUACAUACAUAAAAGAAUAUAUACUUGAGAGAAAUGGUUCGACUUUAACCAAUGUGGUUAAACUUUUUCAAAAGCAGUCAUCAACAAAAUCAUAAAACAACACGUAUAGGAGAGAGAUUUUUGAAUGUUAGCAAUGUGCUUUUACACCUUUUUUCACAAAACAGUGGCCUCAAAAUAUAUAAGGAAACACGUACUGGAGAGAAAACCUAUGAAUAUCAGCAAUGUCCUGAAACCCUUCUACAUCACAAUCAUCUUCAAAUCCAUAAAGAACAUGUAGUGGAGAAAAAUCCUCUGAAUAUCACUAAUUAGGUAAAGCAGUUAUAAAGAGUCAUCUCCUAACACAAAAGUAUACACACUGGAUAGAAACCCUAUGAAUAUAAGCAAUGUGGUAAAUGUUUUAUAAGUCACAGUAUUCUCUAAGUAAAUAAAGGAAGACACACUUGAGAGAAACCCUAUGAAAAUUAUUAAAGGUACAAAGCCUUGUACAUUAAAAUCUUCAAAUCAAUAAAAGAAGACAUAGAGGUGAGAAACCCUAUGUUUGCAAGCCA
This is a messenger RNA of Mus musculus (house mouse), 3382 nucleotides long. RefSeq names its product zinc finger protein 1009. NCBI's taxonomy places the organism in Eukaryota, Metazoa, Chordata, Mammalia, Rodentia, Muridae. The record is from RefSeq and is marked inferred. Bases 77 to 271 code for a protein of 64 amino acids. The transcript has 3 exons.